AUAGUGCAACAUCUGCUCCUUGGCCAAACAUCAGUACAACGCCAGUCAGUAUCCGAAGAAGAACAACGAACCAGAAGAGGAGCAAAAAAAUAGUUGCAGACGUUUAAAACGUGAAUCAACCAACCAACUACUCCUAAAAAAAAGGAAAAAUUAUCUAUUUUUUGUUUAAAAGAAACGGAAUCCGCAAAAGCAAAGUAAAACCUAUCGAGAAAAAAGUAGAUAUUCGAAACAACGUCCUACAUUUUUAUGAAACUCUACGCUAAGUUUUAAGAAAAAAAAAAUACACACUCACAUACAUACGGGAUAGAAAUCGAGGCAGAAAACGGCAAUUGAAAAUCGUAAUGCACUUUGCAAAAACGCAGUGAACUUGAAAUAAAAGAUAUUUAAAUUACAUUUUUAGUAUACUUGUAUCUGUUGCAAAAAAAAAAAAAGAAAACACAUACCUAUCUACCAACAGACGGAAAGAAAAACCAUAUGUGUGACAUCGGCAUCUGUAAUCUAAACUGUACGCACUGAAUCCCCCUAUAGUUUGUUGGGGUACCCCGCACAUUUUCAUUUCUUGUCUCGUUUUGUUGUUUGCCUGCCAGCCUGCCACGGACAGCGAAUUUCCGAAAACCCCAAAAGACAUUUGGCUCCAUUCAAGUUAAGGGUGUGAGUCUUGCUGUCUGUCUGUCUGUUUUAUGUGUGUCUGUGUGUGUGUGCGUGAAUCUGUGAGUUUUGUUAAAUGUGAAAUUGGUGUUGAAAUAUAAAAGGAAAAUAAAAAUUAUAAUACCUACUCAUCACAGCUAAGCUUCUAUCUUCAAAAAAAAAAAAGAGUAUAUAUUACCUUAAAUCAAGGACAUAGAGAAAUCAUCAUACGCUCCCAAGUAGAGUCGAAACAACACCACUUAACAGCAACAAUAACAACUAAUUCAAACCAAAGCUGAGUCACGCAGUGUUCAGCAACAACAACAGCAACAGUGAAAAUUGUUCGGAAAAAGCCUCAUAAACCAUUAAGGCAACCAGCCAACACACAUUCGAUAUCAAAACACGCGACUUUAAACACCACAUCACUCGCUAGUUCGCUUGUCGUUCCAAAGCCGAACACAAACUACAGUUGUGUUUUGUGAAAAAUAAAGCAAAAAAGAAAAAUUGAAAAAAGAAAAUCAAUCUUCAGACAAAAAAGAAAACGGAAAACCUCAACACUUCAAAAAAAAGGAGCAGAAACUCUAACCUCUUCAACCGACCAAUCAAUCUUUUUUUGAGUCAGGCCAAUUGGAGGUGCUCCGGGGGGAGUUGAAACACACCAAACAACUGCAUACCGAGCAUAAUAAAAAACAAGUCCAACUUCCUUCGAUUUCGCAAACAACGAACGGAACCAAACAACAAGAACAACAAAACAAAAACUAAAAGGCAAAGACAAACAGCCUCCCGUCAUCUCCAAACACUGUAACGGCCGCCCUAUUUAAAUAUCAACAACAUACCUAUUUGGAUUAUUCAAAAUUACUUAAGUAAAAUUAAUUCUUACAAAACCAACCAAAAAUUUGUUUUGAAACCAAACAAAAAAAUCUGUGAUUAAAAAAAUAUAAAAAAUAAAAGUAUAUUUUUUAAUACUGCACCCUUUACUCAAAAAUUUCGCCAUACGUUUUUUGUGCACUUUUUUAUUUUGAUAAUAACAACUACCAAACACUACAUAUUUAAUUAGAAACAAAGAAAAAAACAAAAACAACAAAUAAAAUAAAACGAAAACACAACAACUGCAACUGCAACACAGGCCAAAGGAGCAGAACAGAACAACAUUUGCAGCAGAGCAGCAGCAACAUCACAAAAAAAAAAAACUGACAACCAACCAAAGACAUCCCACUUUUUUUCCUCUCACUCGUGGCAUUCUUAGCCAAAAGUUUAUUUAAAUGGAAAUCAUUCCUGAAGGCAGACACUUCCGUUUGGUGCAAGAAUCAGAGCUUCCCGAAAUAUUGGAGUAUUUAGAACGCUUUCUGCCGGAAUCACUAAAGUUUCAUCAAACAAUACGAACGUACCUGAAUGAUCGUGUUUGGGAUUUUAAAUUUUAUGUAUCGAAAGAUUGGCCAGAGAAACCCAUUAUCUUACACUUUCCAGGAUGCACGCUAACGCCCGAAAACAAUAUAUACCGAAGCUUUGGCAUCUUCUGCCCUUCGGAACAGAUCGAACAUGUCGAUCUGAUGCGCACCGAAGACAUUCUAAUCGAUUGGUCACUACCACUGUACCUGAAUUUUACGCACAUCGCCAUUAUGAAUCGCCUGGAUGAUUUCUAUAAGAAAAUGGGCAUCAUGGAGCGGCUGGAGGGCGACAUCUAUGUGUGCAAUAAACUCAAUACGGACUUGCAAUUGGAUGAUUUGCCCGACGACGCCGAGAUGCGUCCACUCAAAGUGGAGGAUGUCGAGCACAUACAUGAUCUCUAUCCGGCCAAUGAAAUCGAAUGCGUUGAUGUUUUUAAUAUUUUGGUUCGAGUACUGCCCGGCCUGGGUGUCUUCCGCAAGGAUACGAACGAGUUGGCCGCAUGGAUGGUACAUUCAUAUUAUGGCGCUAUGUUUUCCAUGCAAACACGUCCAAACUAUAGAAGAUUGGGUUAUGGCAUUCGUUUGGCUACAGCUUUAACCAAAAAAGUUAUUGAACGAGGCUAUAAACCAUUUGUUGUGAUACGUCCACAAAACGAUGCUUCUCGUAAUCUGUAUACUAAGUUAGGUUUUGAAAAAGUCUAUGAAACGUGCCGAGUCAAAAUGACACCGAAUCCUAUACACACAAACGGUGGUCCUGAACCCUCAGCUCCCGAACUGGAACCAGAAGCGGAGAAUAAACCCAUAGAUGAAGGCAUUGAAGAUAUGCUGGCUGAAAAGUGUGAUAUUAAAGCUGCUGAUGAAGCUUCGGGCCAAGAUAAGAAGGCCACAACAGCCGAUGAGGGCAUCGGCGAGGAUAAGUAAAUCUCUAGUUAGGUAUUAUAACACAAAACUGCAAAACAAAAUCACCAAAACAACACAGACACGCUAUAACAACACAAAUGAAAAACAAAUUUUUGAAUACUUUAACUAAAUAAAAAAUUAAAAAAAAAAAAACAAAAAACAAUAAAUAAAAACCAAAACACACACAUACACUCACAUACAGAAAGUAAAUUUUAAAAUAAGGCCGACAAAUUUCUAUUGCAGAAAUACCGGGAAAAUAAGCAUGUAGUGAUGAAAAUAGAAAAACAAAAUAUAAAAAUAAAUUAUUAUUAUAAUAUAAUUAUAUAUGAAGAAAUGACAAGAGAAAGAGGCAACAGGAAAACUAUAUACAAAACAAAUUAUUAAUAAUAAAAAAAGAAAAUAAAAACAAAAACAAAAAAUGCAACAAUGCUCUAUUAAGUUUAUUAUUGAAAAACAAAAAAAUGAAGUAUUUAACAACAAACAAAUCUCUCCCCCUAUAUACAAAACCAAAAAAAAAAAAACAAAAAGAGAAGGAAGAAAGCAAAACAAAAAUAAUGCAUAUAAAAAUCUUAUUAUUAAUUAAACCAAGAAUAUUGAAUUAAGUAAACAAAAAACAAAAACUGAAACCACUAACACCCUCAAAAAUAUUCCCACAAUUUUAAAGCGAAAACUACGAAAACAAAAUCUUAACGAGGAAACCUCAACUAUAUAUCUUUUAUGAAUUUUUUUGUUUUUCGCUUUGAAAAAAGUUUACUCACUCCUACUAAAAACACCCAAGCAAACAAAUAAAAAUGAAAAUUGAUUUUCUUUGUUUGUUUGUUCUUCCCAAUACCAGUUAGGUUUUCUAUGAAAAUGUAACAAAAACCAAAAUCCUAAAACAAAAAUGUUGAAUUACCACAAUUCGAAAAUAGUGUUGCAAAAAAUUGCAUUGACAAAUGGGAUGCAUGAAAAAAUCGUUGCUUAAAGUUAAAUUGUUGAUAAAAUGAAGAAGUCCUGUGAAAGGUGGAAGUUAAGACAAAAUGGAUUGAAAGUGGAAUUAAGGAUUAUCAAAUGUAUACCCAGAAACUAAAGAUGUUAAUUUUAUUUAUUAUUUUUUUUUUUUUUUUUGCUGGGACCAAAAUGUAUUUUCGACGUGGCACGGCGAGGCCUACUGUUAUCUUCUUUUGCUGUCAAAAUACAACUUUUUGAUUAAAUAUAUAUAAAAAUAUUUCUUUUCUGAAUAUACAUGUACAACUUUAAAACGUAAAAUUUGUGAGAUGUUGUUUUCUUGGAAGAAAACAAAGAAAAGACUAAGGGCUAAAUUCGCCUCCUCUGUGGCUUAAUUAAUAGGACUUGGCUGAGACUAUUAGAUUUAUGUUACAGAAAUAUUCCCUUAUUAGAGCGUAAUGAUCUAUAACAUACUUUUAGUUUUUGUGGUUAUAUAAUCCGUCCUUGGUGCCAUGAAAUAACUUCCAAGUCUUUUUUUGGGACUUGUUAAGAAAAAUAUUAUGUCCAAACAUUGAAGAUUCAAGAUUAGGAAAUCGCAAUAAUACAUUCUAAAUGCGUGUAUAAUCGAUAAAAUCCUUUUUGUUUUAUGAUUACCUAAAGUCUGUAUUUACAAGUUUGGCAUGACACGUCCACAAAAACAUUAAUCAUAUUCAACGAGUUUAUAAUUGAUCACGCUAUGAAGUCUAUUUUGAACUUGGAGCCAGAGCUAUGGAUUUAAACGUAUUAUACAAGACUUUCAGAUCAAAUGUGGAGAUUUUAAAGAAUAAGUAGUGCGACACUGUAACUAUGUUGUGAGUUAACGACAAAAUAUGCUUAUGAUUUCGGUAAUUAACGGAAUUUUUCGGCUUGUUAGCGACCAAAUUAACUUUAAUUUCGACUUUUUUCAUUCAUAAUUCAAUUUGUUCUCAUUUAUGUAAAAUUGAAACUAUUGCUAAAAAUGUAGCAUACUUUUAGGAGUAACAUAAACUAAUUCUCAUUAUACCACAAGGUGGUCAGGGUCUUUGUCUUUGUGCAUUUGUUUGUAACAGGCAAAAGGAAACAAUAUAGACCCAUAGCUCUUUUUGAUGAUCUGCAUAGAAUCACAUUCUAAGUCGAUCUAUGCAUGUCCGUCCGUCCAUCAGUCAAUGUAUUUUUGUAAACAAUGUACAUAUCGCAUUUAUUGUCCGAUCCAGAUGAAAUUUUACACAAAUAACUGUUUUGGCCCAAGGACGAACCCUAUUCAAAUUGGAGAUAAUCGGUCAAAAUUUAGAUAAAGCUCCCAUAUAUAUCUUCGUCCGAUUUGCCUUUUAUUGUGCUCCAAACGUGUAAUAUUUGGCCAAAUGGAAUGGAAUUUGUCACUUAGGACCAAAUUGAGGCUUGAAAUAAGUGUGUUAAAUUUGGUGAAAAUCGGUAUAGAUAUAGCAAUAGCACCCAUAUAUAUUAUUCAUCCGAUUUGUUGAAUAUGUCCUGCACAGUCGUAAUAUGCAUUUUGUAGUAACGAUACUCGGGGAAAUAUGUCAAAUGCAGCUCAGAAAUACCUUUGCCAAAUUUUAUCAAGAUCGCUUCAGACUUGCAUACAGCUUCCAUAUAUAUUUUUAUCCAAAUGGGUAAUACAAGCCCGAAUUGAAAAGUCACAAAUCCUCGGCAAAUUUAGUAGAAAUCGAUUCAAAGCAGGAUAUUCCUUUCAGAAUACGAAACUUUUCAUUUGAAAAUCAGGAUUUGUUGGCGAAUAUCGGAGUUUCAAAAUUUCAUUAGCCUUUAAUUUUGAUAAUAUUUUGAGAUACUCACGAAAUUCGUCUAGGGCUUGCAGAUGAGGAAAAUCUAUGGAAUGAAUUCAUGUAUUGCAGCAAAACCAAUAAAAAUUUUACCGAUUUCUCCACCAAAUUUCGGUGUCGCAGCGAAGUAAAUGCUUUUGCGAAAUUUAUUUUCUUGUAAUUUUUCUUCGUAAGCGUUAAGAGAAAUACAAAACCCACAACAUUCAUUGCAUUUUUCCGCAAUGAAAAAUAUAUGUAUUUGUUUUUGAAGUUUUUCCUUUCAAAUUAUAUUAUAAUAAUAGCUCUAUUCACGAACCAUAAAAAUAUAUUACAUAUACAUUUUUUUUACAAACUUCUUCCCGCGUGAUUUGCGACUGGCUCAUUCGACACCGUUUAGUGAAUGUAAUUUAUUGUGGGUAAUUAGUAGUGAAAAGGAUCUUCACCAAUGGAUUAGCUUAGACAGGAGUUGUUGUUGUUAUAACAGCAAUACAUGCUGCGUGCUGCAGUUCUGCUUAUCUGAUUUAAAAGCAUACUGGUGAAUACUCCUCCACCCCAUAGCAUUAGUACUCCUAGAACACACUGAGCCCUCAGUCCGACGUAAUCCAUAAUAAAUGGUCAACGAAAACGUCCCCUUAUCUUUGCCUUGGCUUUCAGGAUCUUGUUCCUACUUUUCAAUUUAUCGCAGACAAUAUGCUGUCGAACGUGUCCCAUAGGAUCUCGACUUGUGGAUAUUUUAGUAUUUCUUGCUUGGAAAAAAGUGGAUAGUUGGUUAACCUAAAGCGUACGUGAUCAACGGCAGGAAUCCAUGCCAUUAUCAUGGAAUCAUCAGCUAUAUCUACGCUGUCUGGAAUUCCCAGUUUCGGGGAUACAUAUCACUUCCUGUUUUACUCUACGGGUAUGAACAAUGCUGUUGUGGUACGAUAUUUUGAACAGAAUCCAUUUUGAUGAUCGGCAAUUGGAUAUCUUUCCCUAUAAUGGGGAGAAGUAAAAGAACAAGUAUCUUCGAUCCUAACGACAAACCCAAAAGUCUCGCCUUUGUUGGCAUCCUUGUCUGUUGGGCGUUCCACCCGGACAUUGUCCAGUCUUGGACAGCCGUUUUGAUGGCUAGCUACAGGUUAAGGACAUCAACUUCUUAAACUCAACUCCUGGCGUAUCCAGCUGUUUCAAUAUCACCCAUAGUAAAUUGUGGUGGUACAUCUUCAACAGAAAGAGGGAUGCCGUGUGUGUCUGCAUUAUUUUCUAUGGAGUUCUGCCAAGCCACCGAUGUAAUACGAUCUCUCUAUAGUGGCUAUUCAAUGUAGUAUUUGAAAACUCCUUUUUGAGGAUGAAGAGAAUAAUAUCAAUUCAAUUCCUGCCAAUAUUUUGGGGCGCAAUCAAUAUUUCGCUCUAUCAAAUCUUACAUUACAGACGAAAAUCAGAGUAAUUUCAAUUAAAUUAUGUUUGGAAGGUAUCAUAAGAACAUUUCUAUUACAAAAAAUAAAAACAAUAAACAUAAUUCUACUGUUUUAUACCUACUUCUUGGCAUACUACAUCAAAUUGGCUACAGCACAUCUUGUCAACCAACAGUUUGUAUUUAUGCUAAAGUUAGCAGUUAAAAUCGACUGAGAUCGGUCCAAUUAUUUUCUAUCACUGUCGCAAUUGUGUGUCUCGUAUUUGCAAUUUUUUUGGAACACUUUCGAAUUGGUCAACAUCAAUUUGAGUUAACAAACUUUUAAAGUACUUUAAUUAUUAAAAUCCAUUGGAAACUAAACAAGGACGCAAUUCUCUACUAUAUGCAAAUGUAUUGGUUUAGCAAAAACACCUAUUUUUACAUUAGUCACACUUCCAAAAAAAAGUUAUACUUAUUUCAAUAUUUUUUCAAUGAAAAAGAAAAAAAUAAAAAAUCCUUAAAUACUGAAUACUCUAACUAUAGUUUUCCUUAAGAUACCAAAAAAAAACAAAAAGAGAGUCGUGCAACAAAGCCAACGGCACUAUAAAAACUUUUUCAAAUUUAUUUAUUAUUAUAUAAUCCUUUUAACUACAUUUAUACAACAAUUAAGAAAAAAAACAAAACAAACAAAAAACAGGACAUUCUAAAUGUCUUAGGGUUCAAAUUUUAUUUCCGUUUAUGUUUUUUAUUUCUAUUUUUUUAUAUAAAAAUUUGAAGCUUUUUGCCCAAAUAUUUACUAUUUAUUAUGACAAUUUACGUACAUCUAUAUAUAUUUAAUAAUUAUUAAAAAACAACAACAACACACAACUAUUAACAACAAUAAAAUGAACAAAGAAAAAAACAAAUAUUUUUUUUAAACAUUAAAAACAACGUCUUCUUCUGCUUUAAGUUAAAAGCGAUAAAAAUUUAAUAAUUUUUAUUAACAACAACAGCAACAUAAUUUCCAAAAAAUGAACAAAUGUUUUAUGAAAAUUGAAAAACAAAAACCGAAAAAGGUCACUUAAUUAAUAAAUCUAAAACAAUAAAAUGAAUAAAACAUGCAACGCAAGAAGAAAAAAUCAAAAACAAACUCCAAAAGCUGAAUAAAAUAAAUUUAAAUAAAAAA
Messenger RNA from Musca domestica (house fly), 8169 nucleotides. RefSeq lists its product as uncharacterized. The transcript is spliced from 5 exons. The coding region runs from base 1890 to 2936 and encodes 348 amino acids. NCBI's taxonomy places the organism in Eukaryota, Metazoa, Arthropoda, Insecta, Diptera, Muscidae. The record is from RefSeq and is a predicted model, not a curated record. Gene Ontology annotation, molecular function: acyltransferase activity, transferring groups other than amino-acyl groups.